Mytilus trossulus (common blue mussel) is the source of this 564-nucleotide messenger RNA. RefSeq lists its product as uncharacterized. The record is from RefSeq and is a predicted model, not a curated record. NCBI's taxonomy places the organism in Eukaryota, Metazoa, Mollusca, Bivalvia, Mytilida, Mytilidae. The transcript has 4 exons. The coding region runs from base 37 to 564 and encodes 175 amino acids.
AAGGAAUGAAAAUAUCUAAUAGCACGCAAGAUCAAAAUGCAAAACACAUUUUUCAUCUUGACGUUGUUGAUUCUCUACAUAAGCAAUACUGUCAUUCUUUCUUGUAACAUACAAGUCUGUCUUACUUGGCAAGCUGAAAAAGAUGGAAUAUCUUUUAAAUGCAAAGUAAAUAAACUGUCAUGGAAAGUUAUGUUUUACAAUCCGUCGAAUCAGGAACUGGCCCAUUGCUUGACGCCAUUCCCAAUACCAGAAUGUUAUACUUCUCCUAACAACACAAUACAGCAAAGUCGUAUUACAAACACUACGAUAUUCAUCGUAAAACACCAUAUUGAGAGUAGUCUCAACGGGCAAUGGAAGUGCACUCAUGGAACAAAUGUUGACGAGGCAACAGUGAAUAUUACUGUUUUAAAAGAAGAAAUCUAUAAAAGAACAGAAACAAGAAGCAGAUGUUAUGAAGAGUUCUAUGCAUGGACGAUGUUAGGUUUCACCCUGAUUAUAAUAGCAAGCUUGUUAUAUCAUACACUUUUAAUGUUUUCAAAAAACUGCAGGAAGAUUGGUAACUAA